Molecule: messenger RNA, 1103 nt
Organism: Macaca mulatta (Rhesus monkey)
Lineage: Eukaryota; Metazoa; Chordata; Mammalia; Primates; Cercopithecidae
Source: RefSeq, a predicted model, not a curated record
UCAAUGGCCUGAAAAAUAAGAACAGGCAGCUGAAAACUCUCCUGGCCAUUGGAGGCUGGAACUCCGGGACUGCCCCGAAAUGCAUCAAGCUUUUGAGCAGGAGGCCAAGCAGAGCAACAAGCCCAGGCUGUUGGUCACUGCUGCAGUAGCUGCUGGUAUCUCCACCAUCCAGUCUGGCUAUGAGAUCCCCCAGCUGUCACAGUACCUGGACUACAUCCAUGUCAUGACCUAUGACUUCCAUAGCACCUGGGAGGGCUACACUGGAGAGAACAGCCCCCUGUACAAAUACCCGACUGACACUGGCAGCAACGCCUACCUCAAUGUGGAUUAUGUCAUGAACUACUGGAAGGACAACGGAGCCCCAGCUGAGAAGCUCCUAGUUGGAUUCCCUACCUAUGGACGUCUCAUCCUGAGCAACCCCUCCAAUGAUGGAAUUGGUGCCCCCACCUCUGGUGCUGGUCCUGCUGGGCCCUAUACCAGGGAGUCUGGGACAUGGGCUUACUAUGAGAUCCUGAAAAAUGGAGCCACUCAGGAAUGGGAUGACCCUAAGAAAGUGCCUUAUGCCUAUCAGGGCAAUGUGUGGGUUGGCUAUGACAACGUCAACAGCUUCAAUAUUAAGCCUCAAUGGCUUAAGAGCAACCAAUUUGGAGGCGCCAUGGUCUGGGCCAUUGAUCUGGAUGACUUUACUGGCACUUUCUGCAACCAGGGCAAGUUUCCCCUAAUCUCCACCCUGAAGAGGGUCCUCGGCCUGCAGAGUGCAAGCUGCACGGCUCCAGCUCAGCCAACCGAGCCAACAACUACUGCUCCCAGUGGGAACAGGAGUGGGAGCAGCGGCUCUGGAGGCAGCUCCGGAGGCAGUGGAUUCUGUGCUGGCAAAGCCAAUGGCCUCUACCCAGUGGCAAAUAACAGAAACGCCUUCUGGCACUGCGUGAAUGGAGUCACGUACCAGCAGAACUGCCCGGCCGGACUUGUCUUCGACACCAGCUGUGAUGGCUGCAACUGGACAUAAACCUGACCUAGUCUAUAUUCCCUAGAGUUCCAGUCCCUUUUGCUUAGGACGCAUUGCUCCUACCUAAAGUCCUGCAAUAAAAUCAGCAGUCAAA